Messenger RNA from Dovyalis caffra, 2493 nucleotides. The record is from the annotation of a GenBank genome assembly. NCBI's taxonomy places the organism in Eukaryota, Viridiplantae, Streptophyta, Magnoliopsida, Malpighiales, Salicaceae.
AUGUCUAGAACUAAAACACUUCUUUCUCGCAUCAAACCCCUUCACCACCCAAAACCCACUUCUCCUUCUCCCAUUCCCUUCCCUCCCCACAUAAAAAAUCUGGUCAAAGACGCCAUCCAAAUCCUCAGAACCCACCCACACUGGCAACAAUCACUUGAAACUCUUUUUUCAGACUGCGAAACUCCAGUUUCGGAGAUUGCCCACUUUGUGUUUGAUCGAAUUCGCGACCCAGAAUUGGGUUUCAAGUUCUUCGAAUGGGCCUCGGAACGAUCGGAUUCUAACGGUUCGCUUAAUGGGUUUUCUUGUUCUUCACUUUUGAAGCUUUUAGCGAGGUGUAGAGUGUUUGUAGAGGUUGAGAAUUUGCUGGAGACAAUGAAGUGUAAAGCUUUGGCGCCCUCCCGAGAAGCAUUGAGUGUUGUUAUCAGCGCGUAUGUGGAUUCUGGAUUGGUUGAUAGAGCUCUUGAGCUGUACCAUAUUGCUUAUGAUGUUCAUAAUUAUCUGCCCGAUGUUAUUGCUUGCAAUGCGUUACUCAAUGCCCUUAUUCAACAGAAAAAAUUUGAGAUAGCCCGUAAAGUGUAUGAAGAAAUGGUUGAAAGGGAUGGUUGUUGGGAUAAUUAUAGUGUUUGUAUUAUGGUGAGGGGGUUGUGUAAAGAAGGGAAGGUUGAGGAGGGUAGAAAGUUGAUUAAUGAUAGGUGGGGAAAGGGGUGCAUUCCGAAUAUUGUGUUCUAUAAUGCUCUCGUUGAUGGGUAUUGGAAGAAAGGUGAUGUUGAAAGAGCUACUGGCCUUUUCAAGGAAUUGAAAAUGAAGGGAUUUUUACCUGCAAAGGAAACUUACGGGGUUAUGAUUAAUGGGUUCUGUAAAAAAGGCAAUUUCAAGGCAGUUGAUAGGCUUUUGGUGGAAAUGAAGGAGAGGGGUUUGGAUGUGAAUGUUCAAGUUUAUAACAGUAUCGUUGAUGCUCAAAUUAAGCAUGGUUGUAAGAUUGAAGUGGGAAGGACUUUAAGAUGGAUUGUUGAGAGUGGCUGCGAGCCUGAUAUUGCAACAUAUAAUACUUUGAUUAGUGGUUCAUGUAGGGAUGGGAAAGUUCAUGAAGCUGAACAGCUUCUAGAACAGGCAAUAAUGAGGGGGUUGUUGCCGAAUAAACUUAGUUAUACUCCUUUUAUACAUGUCUAUUGGAAACAAGGGAAAUGUGUUAGGGCCUUGGAUUUUUUAAUUGCGAUGACAGAUAGAGGGCAUACACUGGAUUUGGUUGCUUAUGGAGCUCUUGUUCAUGGCCUGGUGGCUGCAGGGGAGGUUGAUGUUGCAUUGACAGUUCGAGAUAAAAUGAUGGAGAGGGGAGUGCUGCCCGACGCAAAUGUUUACAAUGUUUUAAUGAAUGGACUUUGCAAGAAGGGGAGGCUUUCUGCUGCCAAGCUCUUGCUUGUGGAGAUGCUUCACCAAAAUAUACCCCUUGAUGCAUUUGUUAAUGCCACCCUGGUUGAUGGAUUUAUAAGACAUGGUGAACUCAAUGAGGCCAAAAAGCUCUUUGAGGUCACAAUUGCAAAGGGUAUGGAUCCUGGUGUUGUGGGCUACAAUGCCAUGAUUAAGGGUUAUUGCAAAUCUGGAAUGAUGAAUGAUGCAUUGACGUGUAUCCAAAGAAUGAAAGAUGGGGAUCAUUCACCUGAUGAGUUCACUUAUUCAACAAUCAUAGAUGGGUAUGUAAAGCAGAAUGACUUGCAUAAUGCACUGAGGGUGUUUGGACAGCUGAUGAAACAAAAAUGCAAGCCAAAUGUGGUAACAUACACCUCUCUAAUUAAUGGAUUUUGCCGCUCUGGAGACUCCUGCAGGGCUGAAAAGACAUUUGAAGAGAUGCGAUCUUUUGGAUUGGAGCCUAAUGUUGUCACAUACACUAUUCUUAUUGGGUGCUUCUGUAAGGAGGGUAAACUUGCAAAAGCUUGCUCCUUUUUUGAAAUAAUGUUGCUGAACAGUUGCAUUCCUAAUGAUGUUACUUUCAACUAUCUUAUAAAUGGCCUAGCAAAUAACGUGGCAACUGCAAUUUCUAACAAAGCAAAUGAGUCUCUAGAGAAUAAUGCUUCUCUGCUGCUGGACUUUUUUGGAACGAUGAUUUUGGAUGGAUGGGAGCAGAGAGCUGCUGCUUAUAAUUGUGUGCUCAUUUGCCUUUGCCAUCAUAAAAUGGUUAACACUGCUUUGCAGCUACGUGAUAAGAUGACAAGUAAGGGGAUCUUUCCAGAUCCUGUUUCUUGCGCUGCCCUGGUAUAUGGUCUUUGCUUAGAAGGGAGAUCAAAGGAGUGGAAGAAUAUCAUCUCCUGUAAAUUGGAUGAAUGGGAAAUCCAGAUUGCUGUCAACUACUCCCAGAAAUUGAACCGGUUCCUACCCCGAGGCCUAACUUCUGAGGCUCCCGAGAUCUUCCAAACGUUGCUUGAGGGCAUCAAGCUCCAUACACAAGAAGAAAAUAAUUUCGUUGUCCCAGCAAGACAGGGAGCUGAUGAGAUUUGA